AUGUCGGAAUACAUCAUAAACGGUCUUGAGUACGAUCCCGCACACGGCUCGUUUAUGGAGCAUGCAUCGUCGUUCUGGGUGCAAUUGGCCUCGGGCUUUGCCAAUUCGCGUAUUUCAGCCGAAUCUAUUAAUCAGACCUCGUCUUUUUGCGGGUGUUUGGACGGCGAAGGAUUUAGUCCCGUUUCUGCUCUUCAGGACCCAACACCGUGUUUUGUGAACGGUGUCUUGGGAACCACAUUGUCCGCCUUCUUGUUGAUCGGAGGUCUUCAUGAUAUCACUAGACUCCGGAAUAAAAAAAAUAUCAGCUCCAAGGCCGAGUGGUGGUUUAUCCUCAAACUGGUCCUCGUGGCAGUCCAGGUGGUAUUCCAAUUACUUCUGACUGUUCUUAUUUGGAACUCUUCCCUCGCUCCGAAAUCUGACGUGAUUGUCUGGUCUUCCGUUUUGCAACUUUUCGCCCUUACAGUUGCCUUUGGACUCUCCUACAUCGAGAACUACAAGUCCUACAUUUCCAGCGCCUAUCUUAUCACUUACUACAUCUUCGACUUGGUGGUCGGCUCGCUGAAGGUCACCAACGUGUUCCUAAGAGACUCAAAGUCCCUUCAAGCUCCUUUGGUCACUUUAGCUCUCUUCAACAGUCUUUUCUUGCUUCUUUUAGAAAUCAACUUUUCACCAAAAGAAAAGAAAGAUCCAAAUAAGAACGAUAACUUGUACGAUGGAUCCAACAUCUUUGCCAAAGUUACCUUCACCUGGUUGACUCCAUUGAUGCAAAAAGGUUCCAAGAAGUUCCUUACCCAAAGAGAUCUCCCGCAAUUGCCAUCUUUCUUGAGAAGCAACCAUCUUGCUGGGGUUUUGGACGACAAAUGGGACAAACAGCUGCACAGAAAAAGCCCAAGUCUUACAUGGGCAAUUGCAAGCUCUUUUGGAGGCCCAUUUUUCAUUUCGUGUCUAUUUAAAAUUGUGCAAGACAUUUGUGCUUUCAUUCAACCACAACUGCUGAAACAACUCAUCAGAUUUGUCAAUCUGUACCAGGAGGACACGACUACGCCUCUCACAAGAGGUUUUAUGCUUGUUGCUAUGAUGUUCCUGGUUUCUGUUGUCCAAACAGCUUCAUUGCACCAGUACUUUACUAGAGUGUUUGAUACCGGUAUCAAGGUCAGAUCAUCGCUCACUUCUUUGAUCUACAAGAAAUCGCUUGUCUUAUCGGUGGAAGCCAAACAGAAGAAAUCCACCGGUGACAUUGUUAACUUGAUGUCCGUCGAUACCCAAAGAUUGCAGGACUUGUGCCAGAGCUUAAACAUCAUCUGGUCCGGUCCAUUGCAGAUCAUCUUGUGUUUGGUUUCCUUGUACAAUCUGCUUGGUAACGCCAUGUGGCUGGGUGUUUUCUUCCUCGCUGUUUCUGUUCCGUUGAACACUUGGGUGUUCCGUCAACAGAAGAAACUCCAGAAGACCCAGAUGAAAGUCAAAGAUGCCAGAACAGGUCUUAUUUCCGAGAUCCUCAACAACAUCAAGUCGUUGAAACUCUACGCUUGGGAAAACCCCUACAGAGAGAAGCUCAUGGACGUGAGAAACAACAAGGAGCUCGAGAACUUGAAGAAGAUCGGUGUGUUCCAGGCAUGCAGUAACUUCAUCUUCAACAGUACUCCUUUCUUUGUGAGUUCCUCUACUUUUGCCUUGUUCAUCAUCUCUUACAAAGGAGUGCCAUUGAGCACAGACAUCGUGUUCACGGCUCUGUCCUUGUUCAACUUGCUUGGCUUCCCUCUGGCUGUCUUGCCAUGGACUAUUGGAAACAUUAUCGAGGCCCAGGUUGCAAUCACUAGAAUUACCGACUUCUUGAAGAGCGACGAGCUGGACGACUUCACCAUCGAUAGACGCCCAGCAGUCACCGAGAUCGGCCAGGAGGUCGUCAAGAUCGACAACGCAGACUUCCUUUGGUCCAAAGAACCAUACAAGCUGGCUCUGUCGAACAUCACCUACUCUGCCAAGAAAGGUGACCUCAACUGUAUUCUUGGCCGUGUUGGUGCCGGAAAGUCUGCCAUCCUGCAGUCGUUACUUGGAGAUUUGCACAAACCAACUGGUUCUGUCACUGUGCACGGAUCUGUGGCAUAUGUUCCUCAGGUUGCCUGGAUUAUGAACGGAACCAUCAAGGAAAACAUUCUGUUUGGUUGCAAGUUUGAUGCCGAGUUUUACGACAAGACCAUCAAGGCAUGUGCUUUGACCCAUGACCUGAACGUUCUUCCAGACGGAGACUCCACCCAGGUCGGAGAAAAGGGUAUCAGUUUGUCUGGUGGCCAGAAAGCUCGUUUGUCUCUUGCCAGAGCCGUUUAUGCCCGUGCUGACUUGUACUUGCUGGACGAUAUUUUGAGUGCUGUUGACGAGCACGUUGGAAAACACCUGAUCAACAACGUUCUUGGUCCAGAAGGUCUUUUGAGCACCAAGUGCCGUAUUCUUGCUACCAACAAUCUAAACGUGCUGAAGUCGUCGGACUCGAUCGUGCUGGUUCAAGAAGGAAGGAUUGUCGAGAGUGGCCAUUUUGACGAUAUUGUUGCUUCGCAGAACUCUGAGCUAUACACCGUGAUCAACGACGCCGGUCAGAAGAAGAAAGAAGAAGACAUUACCGAGACUGUUGUCGAUAAAGAGGCCACCGACGACUCGAGAUCCGAGUCCAGCGAACUGGAUGAAGAAAUCAAGAAGUUGGCCAACAAGGAGCUGGAAAAAGCCGUUUUGGAAGACUUUAGAACCGCUGUUGAAACUAAAGACGAGAUUGUUACCGGAAGAGAAGAGAAACACGAACAAGGUAAGGUCAAGUCGUCUAUUUACCGUGCUUAUGCCAAAGCAUGUGGUAUCAAGAACGUUAUUAUUUUGCUGGCUGGCAUUAUUGUGUCUAUGAUCUUGUCCACUGCCGGAAACGUUUGGUUGAAGCACUGGUCCGAUAUCAACACCGAGAAGGGAUACAACCCAACGCCAUGGAAGUAUCUUGGAAUCUACUUUGCUCUGUGUAUCGGGUGCUCUGUUGUCCUAUUGGCACAAACCAUCAUCCAAUGGCUUUACGUUUCGAUCCAGGGAUCCAAAUACUUGCACCAGAUCAUGUUGGAUGGAGUUCUAAGAGCCCCAAUGCAAUUCUUUGAGACCACGCCUGUGGGAAGAGUGCUCAACAGAUUCUCGCCAGAUAUCUACAAAAUUGACGAGCAGCUCACCAGAGUGUUUGUGAUGUUCUUUGCCAACUCCAUCAAGGUGUCGAUUGUGAUUUUGGUGAUUAUCUAUUCGACAUGGCAGUUUGUAUUUUUGGUUGUUCCAUUGGCCGUGUUGUACAGAUUCUACCAGCUCUACUACCUGGCCACAUCCAGAGAGCUCAGAAGACUGGACUCUGUGUCCAAGUCUCCUAUUUUUGCCCAUUUCCAGGAGACAUUGAGCGGAGUGGCCACUGUGAGAGCGUACGACCAGCUGGACCGAUUCUUGUUCUUGAACCAGCACAAAAUGGACCAGAACAUGAGUGCGUACCAUCCGUCGGUGAGUGCGAACAGAUGGCUUGCUGUGAGACUGGAGUUCUUGGGAUCGCUCAUCAUUUUGGGAGCCUCUGGACUGCUGGUGUUCACAUUGAAGUCUGGCCACAUCACGCCUGGCCUUGUUGGUCUUUCUGUUUCCUAUGCUUUGCAAGUGACCCAGUCGUUGAACUGGAUUGUUAGAAUGACUGUUGAGAUUGAAACCAACAUUGUUUCCGUGGAGAGAGUUUUGGAGUACGCUUCGUUGGAGCCUGAAGCUCCACCGAUUAUCGAGAACAGCAGGCCGGCCCAGAACUGGCCGUUCCGGGGUACCAUCGAGUUCAAGGAAUACAGUGCCAGAUACAGACCCGAACUGGACCUUGUGUUGAAGAAUAUCAACAUCUCUGUGAACGAGAAGGAGAAGAUCGGAAUUGUGGGCAGAACCGGUGCCGGUAAGUCGUCGUUGACGUUGGCGAUUUUCCGGAUCAUUGAGGCCGCCAACGGCCACAUCGACAUCGACGAGGUGAACACGAGCAACAUUGGAUUGUACGAUUUGCGGUCGAAACUGUCGAUUAUUCCGCAGGACUCGCAGAUCUUUGAAGGCUCGUUGCGGUCCAACAUCGACCCGACAGAGAUGUACACGGACGAGGAGCUGUGGGAGGCCCUUGAGCUGGCCCAUUUGAAGGAACACAUUCUCAAGAUGUACGACGAUGCCGGCGACAAGGAGGAGAUCAAGGAGAACCCGUUGUUGAUCAGAAUAUCUGAAGGAGGAUCGAACCUGUCUGCCGGACAACGGCAGCUGAUGUGUCUGGCAAGAGCCCUGGUGAAGAAGAACAGUCGGGUGUUGAUUCUGGACGAGGCCACGGCCAAUGUCGACUACCAAACCGACGCAAUUGUCCAGGAAACCAUCCGGUCGGCGUUCAAAGAGCGUACUAUCCUCACCAUCGCUCACAGACUCAACACCAUCAUCGACAGCGACCGGAUCAUCGUUCUGGAGAAGGGAGAAGUGGCCGAGUUCGACACGCCUGCCAACCUGCUCAAGAAAAAGGACAGUCUGUUCUACUCGUUGUGCAAAGAGGGGGGUCUUGUGGAAUGA
Molecule: messenger RNA, 4575 nt
Organism: Ogataea philodendri
Lineage: Eukaryota; Fungi; Ascomycota; Pichiomycetes; Pichiales; Pichiaceae
Exons: 1
Coding region: 1-4575 (1524 amino acids)
Biological process (GO): transmembrane transport
Cellular component (GO): membrane
Molecular function (GO): ABC-type transporter activity; bilirubin transmembrane transporter activity; ATP hydrolysis activity
Source: RefSeq, a predicted model, not a curated record